GCGCAGGGUGGGGGGGCAGGUUCGGGGAGGGGGAGAGGCGCUGGGAGAAGAUCUGCCCUUGGGCACCAGGGGGCCGCCUCGCCAGGCCCGCCAGCCCGGGGCGCACGCGACCCUGUUCCCCACCCCGGCGGCUCCCGGCUGCGGCCCCGCGCCCAGCGCGCCCAGGACGCGCGGUGGCUCCCUCGAAGCCGGGGCGUCUGCACCGACAGCCUCGCGGGGUUGGCACCGAAACCCCAGGGGCGCCAAGUGGACGCGAACAAAUAGUCCCGAAGCGCCUCCUCCGGCCGCGCUGGGGCGUGUGGUCCCCGGCGCGCCUGCGGUGUGGCCGUGCCAAGGCCGGGCCGAACUGGGCGCACGGGCCGGGGCCCGCGGGCUCUAAUUGCAGAGCUUAUGUUGAUGAUGAUGAUUUUUUUUUUCUUAAUCUCAGCAGCCCCCAGUUUAGCGGACUGAUUUACUCCCGGUAUUGGUAAAUAUGAUCACGUGGGCCGCGCGACCAAUGGUGGAGGCUGCAGCCUGCGAACUAGUCGGCCGCUCGGGCGCCGGCGGGGAGCGGCGCGGCGGCGGGCAGUGUAACCUUGGCCAGAGCGCGCGGGGCCGCGGGAUGUCCUCCAGCGGCGCCCUGAGCAACUACUACGUGGACUCGCUCAUAGGCCAUGAGGGCGACGAGGUGUUCGCGGCGCGCUUCGCUCCACCGGGGCCCGGCGCGCAGGGCAGGCCCGCAGGUGUGGCCGACAGCCCCGCCGCCGCCGCCGCCGAGUUCGCCUCGUGUAGUUUUGCCCCCAAAUCGGCCGUGUUCUCCGCCUCCUGGUCCGCGGUGCCCGCCCAGCCCCCGGCGGCGGCGAUGAGCGGCCUGUACCACCCGUACGUGCCCCCGCCGCCCCUGGCCGCCGCCGCCUCCGAACCCGGCCGCUACGUGCGCUCCUGGAUGGAGCCGCUGCCCGGCUUCCCGGGCGGCGGGGGCGGCGGGGCCCCCGGUCCCAGCCCCGGUCCUGGCGGCGCCCCCAACGGGCGACACUACGGGAUUAAGCCUGAAACCGGAGGAGCCCAGAGCCCCGCCGCCGCCGCCGCCGCCGCCGCCGCCGCCGCCGCCGCCGCCGCCGCCGCCACCUCCUCCUCCUCCACUUCCUCGUCUUCCUCCUCCAAACGGACUGAGUGCUCCGCGGCCCGGGAGUCCCAGGGGAGCGGCGGCCCUGAGUUCGCAUGCACCUCGUUCCUACGGGACAAGGCAGCGGCGACGGCUGGGGGAAGCGGGCCUAGGGCAGGGAUCGGGUCCGGGGCUGGCUCCAGCUCCGGCUCCGGCUCCGGCUCCGGGGCGGGCAGCUCGUCGGAGCCCUCGGCUUGCAGCGACCACCCGAGUCCGGGCUGCCCGCUGAAGGAGGAGGAGAAGCAGCCGCCGCAGCCGCCGCAGCAACUUGACCCAAACAACCCCGCAGCAAACUGGAUCCACGCUCGCUCAACCCGGAAAAAGCGCUGCCCCUACACCAAAUACCAGACGCUAGAGCUGGAGAAGGAAUUCCUCUUCAACAUGUACCUCACCCGAGACCGGCGCUACGAGGUGGCGAGGAUUCUAAACCUCACAGAGAGACAGGUCAAAAUCUGGUUCCAAAAUCGUAGGAUGAAAAUGAAAAAGAUGAGUAAGGAGAAAUGCCCCAAAGGAGACUGACCCGGCUGAGCUGCGGCCCAACCACUCUGUUUAGCCAAGGCGGUGGGGUUUCUUUGUGGGUGCUUGGCUUCCAGAAUCUCUCCAGCGAUUUGGACAACCUUCCCCCCUAUUAUUAUUAUUAUUUUAUUUUAUUAUUAUUUUUUUUUAGGUAGAAGUGACUGUGUGGUUGAUCUCUGUGAGGUAUUGGGGGGAACUCCAUUUGCUCACCAAUGUGUUGGAGAAAUCAAGUGGCUUUUGGGGUUUUGCCCUAUUCUGUGCCCACUCCCUCUCUCACCCUUUUGGUUCCUUAGGAAAUGCUACAUUUUGUGAGUGCACGCUGGCUUGAGGAACCCUCUCCUACGUAAAUGUACCCCAUGUUUCUGAAAAGCAGUGCUGUAGUUAGCUGCCCACCCCACCAGAGCUGCUCAAGCAGGGCCCAGGAGCACCCCUAUUCCAAGAAUGAAGGCAGAGCAAAGACACCCGUGGAAGCCGCUGCAGGCUGAGGCCCAGCCAGGUUGCCUACAGGUUAUAAAGCCCCCUUUCCUCAGGGAGCCUGUGGGCCCUGGACUGAGACUUUGAAUGAGGCUGAGCAAGAUGUCCAGGGACUUGUUCUCAGUGCACUGGAGAAGCUGUUCUCUCCCCGGGAGGGCUGGGCUCGCGUGGGCAGCUGCGGGUGGAAACUCUCCCGGUUCCUGCUCGAGGACCAGUUGUAAAUGUUACCGCUUCGCUUCCUACCAAUAAAUGCUGACCUGAUCAGAUGGAGCCCAGACGCUGGCCCUGAACACUG
This is a messenger RNA of Erinaceus europaeus (western European hedgehog), 2429 nucleotides long. RefSeq names its product homeobox D9 (gene HOXD9). The transcript has 2 exons. Bases 473 to 1663 code for a protein of 396 amino acids. Gene Ontology annotation, molecular function: RNA polymerase II cis-regulatory region sequence-specific DNA binding; DNA-binding transcription factor activity, RNA polymerase II-specific. Gene Ontology annotation, biological process: regulation of transcription by RNA polymerase II; anterior/posterior pattern specification; embryonic skeletal system morphogenesis. Gene Ontology annotation, cellular component: nucleus. The record is from RefSeq and is a predicted model, not a curated record. Lineage: Eukaryota; Metazoa; Chordata; Mammalia; Eulipotyphla; Erinaceidae.